AUGUCCGUGUCCAUAAUGACCCCCCCCUGUUUUUUCCUCGGGUCUUGCAACUGUAAUCAAUUUAUUAAGGUUUCGUUUGGAGUUCAUAGUUCUUUGCUUGCUUAUUCGAGUAACAUGAUGGCAUAUUCUGAGCCAGUAGACAUCUAUGUUCAUUCUGAGUUAGAACUCUGCGUCAAGGAAAUCCUUUCUUGUAUCAAACCCACGGUGGCUGAUAUUCAAAAUCGAGAAAUUGCCAUUAAUGAGCUUACAGAUGCUAUUCAGAUGGACCAUAGAUUAAGCGGUGCUUCGGUCAAGCCUUUCGGAUCUUUUAUUUCAAACCUUUACAGUAGAUGGGGUGAUUUGGACAUCUCUAUUGAUAUGACCCAAUAUAGCGCUUCUUCUGGGAAUAGAAGGCGCAAGCUAAAUGCACUAGAAAAUAUAAUGUGGGCUUUACAAAGAACUGGUGUUGCAAAUAAUAUGAAGUUUAUCCGACUUGCUAGAGUACCUCUUGUCGUGUAUCAGAGCAGAUGCUACAAUAUAUCUUGUGACAUCUCUAUCGAUAACCAAGCUGGUUAUGUCAAGUCUUGUCUCCUGCGUUUGAUCAGCUACAUUGAUGAGCGAUUCCGUGAAUUAGUUUUGUUGAUCAAAGAAUGCGCCAAAGCACAACAUCUUAAUGACCCAAGAGCAGGGACUUUAAAUUCUUACUCACUUUGCCUACUGAUUAUCUUCCACUUUCAGACAUGCAGGCCUGCAAUUUUUCCUCCUCUCAGGGAUUUAUAUAAGGGAAAUAUUGUUAAUGAUUUGAAAGGUCACACUACAUGGAGACACGUUGAGGAUUCCUUUGCUGCAAAAAGUGCUACGUUUAUGUCCCAAUUUUCUGGUCAGAGAAACCAAAGCUCUAUUUGUCAGCUUUUAAUUUCUUUCUUUGACAAGGUAAUUCUCCAAGAAUUGUGUUGGUACUUGAUUAUAUUAUUUGGAAUAUGUUAUUGAAAUACAUCGCUGUCCAUACCUCAAGAGUACAAAGAAUAACUUAGUGAACUAAAUUGGCAUUUAGUACUAUACUCCCAAAAUGAUGUUAACUAGUUAUGCAUAAACACAAGUGCAGAAAUUUUUUGUAAUAAUAUUCAUUAGCCUCUCCAAAGAGGAAGAGGGGAUAUAAAUAGCUAGGAUUUACAAUAAAUAAAUAAAAGACACACAUGACCCUAAGGGUCACAAGCAACUAUUCCCUCAAGUGAGGGUUGAAACGAAAAAAUGCAUAAAUAAAUUAAAUACAUAUGAUAACUCAAAAUUAAAUCGGUGCGAUCAUGGCCGUAGAUCGUCGCCCUCGUCUCUAAUAAACCUUCCAAGGUCAGAUGUCCUCAUCAAAACCAGUCUGAUUUUUAUUUUGGCGUUGAUGUAGAAGGAAUUUUAUUUUUAUUAGUCUUAUUUUUAUUUAUAUCAUUAAGUUAACAAUUGGCUAGCAUGUCAAACCUCAGUCAAGUCUUUUUGCCAUAUAUUAGGGUUAUUUUAGCCUUUAACCCCUCAGCCUCAACUCCUACCAUUCUUUGUGACAACAUAUCAGCCCUUUCUUAUAUUUGUCCAAUAAGAAUCCCUUGGAUCUGCAAACAUCUGGGAUAAUGUCAAGGACACACCUAAACAAGUAUCAAAGCAUAGAGAUCAUCUUCAUUCUAGUUUCAAGAAUAAAGAUGAUCUCUAUGCUUUGAUCUUGGUUUAGGUAGGUCCUUGGCAUUAUCCUAGAUGUUUUUAACUUCUAGAAAUUCUUGUUGGACGAAUAGAAGAAAGGGCCUUACAUCCAGAUCCAAUCCUCCUCAUGAAAGGUUAAACUUCAGAUGGAAAUUUCUGUUGAUGAAAAAGGUAUUGCUCUUAUGGCUUCAUCGCAGAGCAUGACCGGAAAUUGAUAGAAAAUGCUGUGAAUUGCUUUGCCUAAUGCCAAUGAGAUUUUAGGAGUGAAACACAGCUUGAUCCUGACCAUCUACAACUGAUCACCUCAUCUUCAAAAGCAGGCCCUAUCUGCACUAAAACUAUGUUUAAAUAUGAAUUAUAAAAAGGUCCAAAGUUGUGGACCAAUUGAAAGGUAACAAUUGAGCAUAUUAAGACCCAUCUUGUUGACUGAUAACUUGAAGGUGACCUAAUCAAUGGUUUGAGAUUUGUGGGUUCCACUUUCAUGGCCUAUUUAGGAAUUGCCUCAUGUAUUGAAUUUCAUGCAAUGAGGGAUGCCCAUCUAGUCCUAUAUCAACUAACAGCUCGUUCUCUACUCAUUAAACAAUUUACAUUAAUUUCUUCGGAUAAUUAAUCAUUUGAAUACAAACUCAAAUAUUUUGU
Messenger RNA from Dendrobium catenatum, 2301 nucleotides. RefSeq names its product protein HESO1-like. Bases 1 to 969 code for a protein of 322 amino acids. The transcript has 8 exons. The record is from RefSeq and is a predicted model, not a curated record. NCBI's taxonomy places the organism in Eukaryota, Viridiplantae, Streptophyta, Magnoliopsida, Asparagales, Orchidaceae. Gene Ontology annotation, molecular function: RNA uridylyltransferase activity.